CGUGUCCUGGCACACAGCUACUCGGCACCUAUAACACCCGCCGCGGAAGAACUACUAUGGCAGAUCCGGUGAACGGCGCUGCUGUCGUCGAUGAAAUGGAGGAGGAGCAAGAUAAUCCUACGGGCGGGGUGACUUACCUGUGCGGAGAUUGCGGGUCGGACAACCUGAUCAAGGCGAAGGACCCAAUCCAGUGCCGACAGUGUGGCUACCGCAUCAUGUACAAGAAACGAACCAAGCGAUUAAUCCAGUUCGAGGCUCGAUGAUGAGGAGGGGCGGUUGCAGAUGCGGCAGGAAAAACUCACUCGUGUUCGGAAGACGAAAAAGAGGGAGAAGUGUGAUACGACAGCUUGUUGGUGUAAUUAACGAACACAGCACGAGGGGAGGGGGGAGGAGGAGGGACCGCGUCACAGCCACGAUGGAGUCUUUUUGUAGCUGGCGAUGCAUUGGGUAAUGCCCUAGGCGACGCAGCGCACAUGAGGAACACAAGAGAGAAGUUGAAAAGGGGGAUUGAUUCGACUUGGCACGAUCGCCGCAGAGUACCUUUUUUUUUUAAUUGUCUUCACUUGAACGAAACACCAAAUUGAUCCAUCUCCACAGACAAGCAAGAUCCUGGGAUUGAUUGGAAAUGGAUUCAUAGUGUCAACGAAAACGCUAUCUGUGUUUCUGGCACGAUUCCCCAAGCAGUGGACAGCGAUAUCUCCCCUGUCUCGUUGUUGGAGAAAACAGGCGAUGUCAGAGAGCUGGCGCCACAAAGCGUCGCCGGAUUUUCCGCAUAUACUGCUGUUUGUGGGAAGCAUGGGUGUUCGUUCCCUUGGGCUGGAGAGCUUGCAGAUGUGGGAGCAAUACGAUGACUUUAUCAUGGUGCACUGUAGCGUGUUGUGGUGGGCAGGUGCGGCAAGUUCAGCCCCGGAGUGGGACAUCACACAGCACAUCAGGAGCACGCACCAACACGUGUCCGAACCGCGUCUUAUUGCUGCUGAUAUGUUGUGUGAUGUCCUUCUCCGGGGCUGCACUUCCUCUGUACACGCAUUCUAUACAAGGAUGCCAUGUUGGUGUCCUGCUGGCCUACGACUUCGGUUGACGAAAGGGAGCUGACUAAUUGGCGUAACUUCAAGCCCAUGCCGUGGACAAAGAGAC
This is a messenger RNA of Ectocarpus sp. CCAP 1310/34, 1137 nucleotides long. The record is from the annotation of a GenBank genome assembly. NCBI's taxonomy places the organism in Eukaryota, Phaeophyceae, Ectocarpales, Ectocarpaceae.